GGACGUCCAACCUGACAGGAAGUCUCCGCCAAAGGAAUCUCAGUUCCAAAAACUUUUGAAUUCAGAGCGAAAAAGCCCUCUGAAUCUUCCCAAACCUAAAAAGGUACGAAAAAUGAAGCAGAAACCGAUCUGCAGAAUCCUACGGCCAGAGCAGCAGAAGGUUUCUGUUAGUAAGAGCACAGCUGUAAAAAAACAGAUUGUAAGACGAAAAAGAAAAAGGCCCCCAAAGACUGGCCCCGCUGCUCUCUUCUCUCCCAGAGAGUCUGAAAUUAUGCUCAAAUAUGCAAAAAAUAAAGACAAGAAGGGCAGAAAACCUGCCAGUUUCUGCCCGUUUGUCCACAUGGAGCAGCACCUGUGCAGGGUGGUCAACUACCAAGAGGAGGAGGGGGCGGUUAGCAGCAGCAAAGGAGGACAAACUGUCCCCAAAUCUCUAUCUGGGUUUGUUCCUUGCACGUCCUGCUUUCAGCUGGGUCGACCCAACGCAGAGAGCAGCAGUCUGGACCAACUGUGGUGCUGCCUGUGUGGAUGGGCGGCUAACACCAAGGGCCUCGGGGACCUUCAUGGCCCCUACUAUCCUGCAGUCUCUUCUGCAGACGGUCAGACGUGCAGAGCUGAGCAGAAACUCUCCAAUGGUCAUUUGCCAAACUCCUCCGAGGACGACUGCCCUCCUGAUAAAGCUUCGCUCAGAGGCGACAAAGGCCGUCCCACGGAGGAGCGAUUGUGUCUGAGCGAGUGUUGGAUCCACGAGGACUGUGGGAUCUGGUCCGCCGGUGUCUUCCUUGUCCGGGGAAAGCUGUAUGGAUUGGAAGAAGCUGCCAGAAUUGCACAGGAAACAAUUUGUUCAACCUGCCAUGAGACGGGUGCAAUAAUGGGUUGUUUUCUGAAGGGCUGCCUGAGAAAUUAUCACUACACAUGUGCUAUUCAGUCAGGCUGCAUCCUAAAUGAGGAGAACUUCUCAAUGAGAUGUCCGGAACAUAAGAACAAAACUUUCCCACCUGCUGCCAGACAAGACAAGACAUGACACUAAAGACAUGCGGGGGCCUUGGAGAACGCUCCACUGAUCUCCUCAGGGUGUGACUACAGCUGCGCGGCUUCACCUUUUCACACUUUUCUAAUCCUAAUGAACUCGAGCAGAAUUUCGGACGGAGGCCGGACCUUUCAGUAAGGCUUCCCGGCUUCACUUGUCACGACUGAUUCAGGGUCCACUUAAUUUAUUUUCACGUAUUCCCCCUUUUGUUUUCUUCCCUUCGUGUUCUUCUUUAAUGUUUCGCACACUUACUCACAUUGACUACAGGUGUUUGCAUUUGUUCCUUUUCUUGGAGAUUCUUCCUUCGACUAGCUGCUAACAACUACAUUUUAAUAAGUGAACAUAGAUGUUAUAUCAGAGUUUUAUCGACCUCUUGCAUAGAACACGUCUCAUGCAAGAGGCCACUUUUCUACAAGUUUUUUGUACAACUUUUUUAUUCCUUUUAAUGCUUUGGUUGUAUUUAUUUCCCUUCUGGUUGCAUGCGCAGCUGAACUUUGCUGCAUUGCACUUUAUACUAUAGUUUUCUAUUAGUUAUUUAAACCUGUUCCUUCUUUUUCUACUAAAAUUAUUUAAAUCUGAUAUAAAGCUGCACUAAGCUACAGUUAAUCUGUAAAAUUAUUUAGAGUUAAUGUCUGAAUAUAGAAAAUCCUCCUGUCCUUGUUUACUAAUACCUUCUGUUCAUUCGGGCAUAAAAUGUUUAUUUAGGUUGAUUUUCUCCUCACUGGAUGUAGAAACUUGAUGGCAAACGGCUCUUUAAGUGUUUGGUGAUUAUUGAGGGAAUGAAACUG
Messenger RNA from Cyprinodon variegatus (sheepshead minnow), 1815 nucleotides. Its product is annotated as transcription factor 20-like. The transcript has 5 exons. The record is from RefSeq and is a predicted model, not a curated record. NCBI's taxonomy places the organism in Eukaryota, Metazoa, Chordata, Actinopteri, Cyprinodontiformes, Cyprinodontidae. Gene Ontology annotation, cellular component: nucleus. Gene Ontology annotation, biological process: regulation of transcription by RNA polymerase II. Bases 113 to 1021 code for a protein of 302 amino acids.